AUGCUGCGGCGGUGGUGGCGGCGGCGGUGGACUGACACGGCCGUGUUUGGAGGGAUCUUUAUGACGCUCCUUUUAAUGGAACAUAGAUCUUCUAGAUCUUUAGUCCUGGGGGAAGACGCCCCUCACCCCUCACUUCGCUCAGGCAGUCCAUCAAGUCCUCCACCCAGGACCAUUUUAAGACCCGGUAACUAAAAGAAACCAGGAGGUCCAAUCAGCAGGUUAACGCAGAGAAAGACAAAAUAAAAUACAAUAAAGUAAAAUAAAAAAAUAAAUAUAUAUGAUUGAAUAAGAUAAAAUUAGAUAAGAUGAAAUAAAAAAAAGAUAAAAUAAAAUAAAACAAAAAUAAAUAAAAUAAAAUAAAAGAUAAAAAGAUUUUAAAAAAAGAUAAAAUAAAUAUAAAUAAGAUAAGAUUAAAAAAGAUUGGAAUAAAAUAAGAUAUAAUGAAAUAUCAAAUAAAAAAUGUAAUAAGAUAAAAUUAUAAAAAGAUGAGCUUAAAUAAGAAAAGAGGAACCUGUCUUUAUCCCAGAGGAUAAAUUUAAUUUAAUCAAAUGUAGUUUUUGUUAUAUCAGGUGGGUUUACCUGUUACCUGGUAAUGCAGGUUGAAGGUCACAUGAUCAGGAUGUUAGUCUGUUUUAAAUGGAUAAAAAGAUGGCUGCUGUCCUAAAUAAUCAAGUCACUUUGUCUUCAUGAGUCGACUCCUCCUGUUUUAUGACUCAGCAGAAAAAAAACUGAUAUUUGAGAUUCAUUCAGAGGGACUGAGAUUAGAGAGCUGACAAAAGCUUCGAGAGGUGCUUCUCCUCUCACUUCACUCCUCGUCUCCUGACUCCUCGUCUCCUGACUCCUCGUCUCCUGACUCCUGCCAAUCUCCCCGUGGGGGGGGCUGUUGGCCCCUGCUCUCUAACACAAACACCACGGUGACAUUAAGGAGUGCUUACGCUGCCAUAAAACAGAAGAAGAAGAAGAACGCUGUAAAGUACAUUUGUGCUGAGCUGGGAUCUGCUGACUCAUCCAAAAACAACUCUGUGUUUUUGACCGAGAGCCACAAACAAGGAAACAAGGAAACAAGGAAACAAGGAAACAAGGAAACAAGGAAACAAGGAGACCAGGAACCAAGGAGACCAGGAAACAAGGAAACAAGGAGACCAGGAGACAAGGAAACAAGGAGACCAGGAAACAAGGAGACCAAGGAAACAAGGAAACAAGGAGACCAGAAAACAAGGAAACAAGGAGACCAGGAAACAAGGAGACCAGGAGACCAGAAAACAAGGAAACCAGGAAACAAGGAGACCAGGAGACCAGCAAACAAGGAGACCAGAAAACAAGGAAACAAGAAGACCAGGAAAUAAGGAGACCAGGAAACAAGGAAACAAGAAGACCAGGAAACAAGGAGACCAGGAAACAAGGAGACCAGGAAACAAGGAGACCAGAAAACAAGGAAACAAGGAGACCAGCAAACAAGGAGACAAGGAGACCAGCAAACAAGGAAACAAGAAGACCAGGAAACAAGGAAACAAGGAGACCAGGAAACAAGGAAACAAGAAGACCAGGAAACAAGGAAACAAGGAGACCAGCAAACAAGGAGACAAGAAAACAAGGAGACCAGGAAACAAGGAAACAAGGAGACCAGGAAACAAGGAGACCAGGAAACAAGGAGACCAGGAAACAAGACCUCAAACCCUCAGCCGGGGGGUCUACAGGGAUUUACUCUGAGUUCUGAGUCCUAAAGUCUUCCUGUCUGAUCCAGUGUUGGAGUUUCUGUUUGAGACAGAGGAGCUCGGGUUGUUCUGGUUAACGGUGUCACCACUGACCCUCCUCUGAAGACCUCUGACCCUCCUCUGAAGACCACUGACCCUCCUCUGUAGACCUCUGACCCUCCUCUGUAGACCUCUGACCCUCCUCUGAAGACCUCUGACCCUCCUCUGAAGACCGCUGACCCUCCUCUGAAGACCUCUGACCCUCCUCUGAAGACCGCCGACCCUCCUCUGAAGACCACUGACCCUCCUCUGACCCUCCUCUGUAGACCUCUGACCCUCUUCUGUAGACCACUGACCCUCCUCUGAAGACCACUGACCCUCCUCUGAAGACCUCUGACCCUCCUCUGUAGACCUCUGACCCUCCUCUGUAGACCACUGACCCUCCUCUGAAGACCACUGACCCUCCUCUGAAGACCGCCGACCC
Molecule: messenger RNA, 2178 nt
Organism: Xyrichtys novacula (pearly razorfish)
Lineage: Eukaryota; Metazoa; Chordata; Actinopteri; Labriformes; Labridae
Source: the annotation of a GenBank genome assembly